Molecule: messenger RNA, 1606 nt
Organism: Dothidotthia symphoricarpi CBS 119687
Lineage: Eukaryota; Fungi; Ascomycota; Dothideomycetes; Pleosporales; Dothidotthiaceae
Product: signal recognition particle 54 kda protein-like protein
Exons: 3
Coding region: 12-1541 (509 amino acids)
Biological process (GO): SRP-dependent cotranslational protein targeting to membrane, translocation; SRP-dependent cotranslational protein targeting to membrane
Cellular component (GO): signal recognition particle, endoplasmic reticulum targeting; cytosol
Molecular function (GO): ATP hydrolysis activity; endoplasmic reticulum signal sequence receptor activity; GTP binding
Source: RefSeq, a predicted model, not a curated record
CGCCCGCCGCCAUGGUGCUCCAAGAUCUCGGGCGGCGCAUCAAUGCCGCCGUCACCGACCUCACCCGGUCGCCCAACCUCGACGAGAAGGCCUUCGAUGCCAUGGUCAAAGAGAUUUCAAACGCCCUGGUCGAGGCCGACGUCAACGUCAAGCUCGUCAUGAACCUGCGCCAGUCCAUCAAGCGCUCCGUCGACUUCAAGCACCUCGCCCCCGGCGUCAACAAGAAGCGCCUCAUCCAGAAGACCGUCUUCGACGAGCUGGUCAAGCUGGUGGACCCCCACGCCGAGCCCUUCAAGCCGCGCAAGGGCAAGUCCAACGUCAUCAUGUUUGUCGGUCUGCAGGGUUCCGGUAAGACGACGACGUGCACCAAGCUGGCGAGAUGGUACCAGGCACGAGGCUUCAAGGCCUGUCUGGUGUGCGCCGACACUUUCCGUGCCGGUGCCUUUGACCAGCUGAAGCAGAACGCAACCAAGGCCAAGAUCCCCUACUAUGGUAGCCAUACCCAGACGGAUCCCGUGGUUGUUGCGGCCGAGGGUGUGGACAAGUUCAAGAAGGAGCGCUUUGAGAUUAUCAUCGUGGAUACGUCUGGACGACACAGGCAGGAAAAGGACCUCUUCGACGAGAUGGUGCAGAUUCAGAGUGCCGUGCAGCCCGACCAGACUAUCAUGGUCUUGGACGCGACAAUCGGUCAGGCCGCAGAAGCCCAGGCGCGCGCGUUCAAGGAGUCAGCAGAUUUCGGUGCCAUUGUCAUCACAAAGACGGACGGUGCCGCAGCAGGAGGAGGUGCCAUCUCCGCCGUCGCCGCAACACACACGCCCAUCGUCUUCAUCGGAAACGGAGAACACAUGCUGGACCUCGAGCGCUUCGCCCCGCAAGCCUUUGUCUCCAAACUGCUCGGCAUGGGCGACGUGCAAGGCCUAGUCGAGCACGUGCAGUCGCUCAAACUCGACCAAAAAGACACCAUGAAGCACAUCACCCAAGGCAUCUUCACCAUCAAAGACCUCCGCGACCAGCUCUCCAACAUCAUGAAAAUGGGCCCCUUAUCCAAAAUGGCCGGCAUGAUCCCCGGCCUCAGCAGCAUGAUGGGCGGCAUGGACGACGAAGAAGGCGGCACAAAACUAAAACGCAUGAUCUACAUCUGCGACAGCAUGACAGACAAGGAACUCGAAUCCGACGGCAAAAUGUUCGUAGACCAGCCUACCCGCAUGACGCGCAUUGCCCGCGGCUCAGGCACCUCGGUCCGCGAGGUGGAGGAACUACUCACGCAGCACCGCAUGAUGGCCGGCAUGGCCAAGAAAAUGAAAGGCGGAAUGGCCAAUAUGCAGAAAGCGCAGGGCGCUAUGGGCGGCGGGAAUAAACAGCAGCAGCUCGCUGCUAUGCAGAAACGCAUGCAGAGUAUGGGCGGUGGCGCGGGCGCCAUGGGCGGAGGCGGAACGAAGAGACGAAGGAAGGAAUCUAUCCGCUUAUUCACAACAAACGCAAAAGCUCAUUCUAAAGUCGACGUGUGGUCUGUUGUGCUUACGGGUAGCGUGCACGCGUGAGGAUAGGCAGAUUGGUUUGAAUCAGGGGCUGGAUUGCGGGUAGUUUGAAAGGUAUACUGAGAUGC